Carica papaya (papaya) is the source of this 4923-nucleotide messenger RNA. The record is from RefSeq and is a predicted model, not a curated record. Lineage: Eukaryota; Viridiplantae; Streptophyta; Magnoliopsida; Brassicales; Caricaceae.
AUCAACCUCUUAAUUUGGUCUAAAACUGGUAGUUACUUCCGUUGUCUCUGGUCAGCGGCACCGUUAGAGCAAACGGUUCACCGCCAUGGACGAAGUCAUCGCGCCGUAACACCACAUAGACAAGAAACCAAAAUGACAAAGAAGCUCACCAGUACAAAAACCUUAAUGGAGCUCGAUCUCAACUCUUUCAUCCACUCGGACUCCGAUGACGACUCAGAUUCAGUUCCUCAUCGUACGAUUGACGAAAUCCUCAACGCCUCUGAUUCCUCUACAUCAUCUUCUCCUCCCCCAUCCCCGUCAUCUAUUCACCACCAUCGUCGACCUCAGUCAGAUAUCUUCCCUUCCAAAUCCGAAUCCUUGCUCCUUCAAUACGAUGUCGUUUCGCAGGAACCGGCACAAUCUCUAAAACCACAGUCCAGUUCCUUUACUCGGGUGAACGAUCCGAUUCGAAGAGUUUCUUCUUCUUCUUCUUCCUCCUCUUCGAGACAGUUGCCGGCCCUGUUCAGUGGAGUAAGAUCGAAUGCGAAGCCGGGAGCGGCUUUGGCGGCUGCCGUGGCGGCAUCGAGGUCUGUGCCGACCCCGCAUGCAGCAGCUAUCAAGUCGAGGAGGGCAGGCAGUGGGACCGUGCAGAAGGUUCUGGAUGAUCAAGAAUUGGGCCCGAACGCGGUCGAAGAUCACGAGAUUUCUUCCUCAACUGUGGAGUCAAUUGGAGUUGUUACGGAAGCAAGCCGCUCUGUUGCUGACUACAAAUUGGGCGAUUUCCAAGGCAAGCGUGAGAGCGGAGGAGAUUUUGUGGGUGUAUAUAAGGAAGCUGAAGUGGAGGAAGUUAGAACGAGUAACAUUUGGGAUGAUGGCUUAGUGGGUACAUGUGAAUCACGAUCGAGUUCGAAAUUUGAAACGGUGAUUGCUUCUGUUUAUCCUUCCUUUGAUGUUGAUGACUCUAUGCUGGACUCAAGAGUAAUCAGUUCUGGAAAUGUUAAAAACGAAAGAGUCUCCCUUGCUUCUUCUAGUGAGAUUUCCACGUGUGCGGAUAUGAAUGAUUCUGAUAGAAUGAGUGUUUCUUCUUCUCCGUUGGAUGCUAAGGAUAGAAAUAUUGAGGAGAAUUUAACAAUAGCCGAAUUGGAUAAGGGAAAUUUGGACAAGGGUAUGAUUGAUCAUAAAAAUGACGAGGUUGGUGGUGGGGAUGGAGAUGAUGAUGAUGAUGACGAUGGGAGUUCAAUGAGUGACAUUUCAGAACUUGUAGAAGAAAGACUUGGGCAACUGGAGAGCGAGAGGAUUAAUAAAAGAGCUGAAAAGAAGUUUCAGGCAUCCAAGAAGCCACUUGAAUUGGCGGAAGAGUUGGAGAAAAAACAGGCUUCUACUGGUUUGCACUGGGAAGAGGGUGCUGCUGCUCAACCCAUGAGGCUUGAGGGUGUUAGGAGGGGUUCGACAACCUUGGGUUACUUUGACAUUGAUACCGAUAAUACCAUUACACGAACCAUUUCAUCACAGGCAUUCAGGCGAGAUCAUGGUUCCCCACAGGUUUUGACGGUUCAUCUAAAUUAUAUUGCAGUGGGGAUGUCAAAAGGAGUUAUUGUUGUUGUGCCCAGCAAAUACUCCACUCAUGGUGCUGAUAACAUGGAGUCAAAGAUGUUGUUUCUAGGUCUGCAAGCUGAAAGGUGCUAUGCUCCAGUUACUUCCAUGUGCUUCAAUCAGCAAGGUGAUUUGCUCUUAAAUUCUGCAGUUUCAUCUGGCAGCAUAGGCAGCAUGAUGGGAGGUGUUGUUGGGGGAGAUGCAGGUUGGAAACUCUUCAAUGAGGGUUCAUCUUUGAAUGAAGAAGGUGUAGUCAUAUUUGUCACCUAUCAGACUGCUCUGGUGGUAAGGCUCAGCCCCACUUUAGAAGUCUAUGCACAGCUUUCUAGGCCAGAAGGGGUUCGAAAGGGUUCCAUGCCAUGUACGGCAUGGAAAUGCGUGAUGCAAUCUUGUACUUCUUCUGCAGAAAGUGCUUCUACUGAAGCAGCAGAGAGGGUUUCUUUGCUUGCAAUUGCUUGGGAUAGGAAGGUACAGGUUGCAAAGCUGGUGAAAUCAGAGUUGAAGGUUUAUGGGAAGUGGUCCAUUGAUAGUGCGGCUAUUGGUGUGGCUUGGUUGGAUGAUCAGUUACUGGUGGUUUUAACAUUGACCGGUCAGCUCUAUUUUUUUGCAAAGGAUGGGACUGUGAUUCACCAAACAAAUUUUGGUGUAAAUGGGUCUGCAGGAGAUGAUCUUGUUGCAUAUCAUACUUACUUCACUAAUGUUUUUGGGAACCCUGAGAAAGCUUUUCACAAUUGUAUAGCUGUAAGAGGGGCUUCUAUAUACAUACUUGGAAAUAUGCAUCUUAUUGUUUCGCGUCUUCUUCCAUGGAAAGAACGAAUUCAUGUUUUGCGGAGAGCAGGUGACUGGAUGGGUGCCUUAAACAUGGCAAUGACACUUUAUGAUGGCCAAGCUCAUGGUGUCAUUGAUCUGCCUAGAGCACUGGAUGAUGUACAGGAGGCCAUAAUGCCUCAUCUUGUUGAGUUGCUUUUAUCGUAUGUAGAUGAAGUAUUUUCUUAUAUUUCAGUAGCAUUUUGCAACCAGAUUGAAAAAGUUGAAAAUGAGCCAGUGUCUAGAAGCACUUCACUGCACUCUGAAAUAAAAGAGCAAUACGCACGGGUUGUUGGUGUUGCAGUCGAAUUCUGCAUUCAUAUUAAGAGAACCAACAUCCUUUUUGAUGAAAUUUUCUCCAGAUUUUUGGCUGUUCAUCAAAGAGAAACAUUUCUGGAGCUUUUGGAGCCGUACAUUCUAAAGGACAUGCUUGGAUCUCUACCCCCUGAGAUUAUGCAAGCACUGGUGGAGCAUUAUAGCAGCAAAGGAUGGUUACAACGAGUUGAACAAUGUGUCCUUCACAUGGACAUUUCUUCCUUGGAUUUCAAUCAGGUUGUCAGGUUAUGCAGGGAGCAUGGAUUGUAUGGUGCUUUAGUAUAUCUUUUCAAUAAAGGGUUGGAUGAUUUCAGGGCACCUUUGGAAGAGCUAUUGGUUGUGUUGCGAAAUAGUCAUGGAGAAAGUGCCGUAGCCCUUGGGUACAGGAUGCUUGUUUAUCUUAAGUACUGCUUUUCAGGCCUUGCUUUCCCACCAGGACAAGGGACUCUUCCUCCCACACGCUUGCCAUCCCUUAGAACUGAACUUCUGCAAUUCCUAUUAGAGGAUUCUGAUGCCCGCAAUUCACAAGCUGCUUCGGAUUUAGUCUUUGGAGGAGCAUGCUUGAACCUGUACCAUCUCUUAAAGCUAGAUACUGAAGCUACAUUAGAUGUUCUGAGGUGUGCAUUUGUGGAAGAUGAAACCCCAAAAGCUGACUUCUCCUUUUCUGAGUCGGCUUAUGUGAAUUCAGAUGGUAAGGGAGAAAACAAGUUGAUGGCUGAAAGUCAGAAUAUUUUGGUGCAGAAGACGAUUGAUUCUCUGGUUCAUAUUGUUGAUGGAGAUGUCUCUAAAAAAGUUGGAUCUACUAGCAUUGAAGACGCUGGAUCAGCAGAAGCAUGGCCUUCAAAGAAAGACCUUGGUCACCUAUUUGAGUUCAUUGCAUAUUAUGUUGCUUGUUGUAGAAGUAAUAUCUCCAAAAGGGUAUUCACUCAGAUUUUAGAGUACCUGACAUCUGAAAAUAAUUUUCCCUCAAGUGCUUCUUCCAAAAAGAGAGAGAACCAGUUAUUAGCCCUUCUGAAAGUACUGCCAGAGUUUGAUUGGGAUGGAUCUUAUGUGUUACAUCUUUGUGAGAAGGCACACUUUUACCAGGUUUGUGGCUUUAUUUACACCAUGAGACAUCAGAAUCUUUCUGCUUUGGAUAGCUAUAUGAGAGAUGUAGAUGAACCUAUUCAUGCCUUCUCUUUUAUCCACGAAAUAUUGCAACAGCUGAGUGGCAAUGAACUUGCUGCUUUUCGAUCCGCAGUUAUAUCUCGAAUUUCACAACUUGUUGACUUAAACAGAGAAUGCGCAUUCUUCCUAGUCAUCGACUGUUUUAAUGAUGAAAGUUCGGAUAUUCUAUCUGGACUUAAUUCUCAUCCAAAAAGCCUUUUCCUUUAUCUGAAGACCAUUAUUGAGGUUCACUUAUCUGGAACCCUCGACUUCUCUAAAUUAAGAAAAGAUGACGAUGUGAAUGUGGAUGAUUCUUAUAGAAGAAGGGUAAAGGAUUCAUCCAAAAGACUCAAGGCAUACUUGGAAAGGAUAUCUGACUUCCCUAAAUUCAUGCGUAAUAAUCCUGUGAAUGUGACUGAUGAUAUGAUUGAACUUUAUUUAGAGCUACUAUGCCAGUUUGAACGAGAUUCAGUUCUCAAAUUCUUGGAAACUUUUGAUAGCUACCGGGUGGAACACUGUCUACGCUUGUGCCAGGAAUAUGGAAUUGUUGAUGCAGCUGCAUUUUUAUUAGAAAGGGUUGGUGAUGUUGGGAGUGCUCUUGUACUUACACUUUCUGGUCUUGAUGACAAAUUUAUGGAGCUUGAUGCUGCUGUUUUAAGUUUGGUUUCAAACUCAAGUUUGAGUGAAUCUGCCACCAUGACGCAUCUCCCCACAGUUUUAAACUUUAAGGAGGUGAAUGACAUAUUUGAUGUGUUGCAUGCUUCUAUUGGAUUAUGUAAGCGGAAUACCCCUCGCUUGAAUCCUGAGGAGUCAGAGACUCUUUGGUUUCACUUACUUGACACGUUCUCCAAGCCAAUAAUGGGUUCAUAUGCUGAUCAAAGGAAAUCAGAAAGAGAAAGCCAUAAUGGAAUUCUUGAUAUGUCAUUAGAAUUACAAGAGGAUGAAGGGGCAUGCAUAAUUAAGUGGAGAAUCUCAAUUCCUGGUGGAGGUGUCCAUAUCUUGGAGAAAGUUGUUCUCUCAUUCAAAGAGAUUGUUGAGGAAAUGAUAGGAUAUGUCCGCCUUCCAAGUAUAAUGUCAAAACUG